Cryphonectria parasitica EP155 is the source of this 1632-nucleotide messenger RNA. Its product is annotated as beta-lactamase/transpeptidase-like protein. NCBI's taxonomy places the organism in Eukaryota, Fungi, Ascomycota, Sordariomycetes, Diaporthales, Cryphonectriaceae. The annotation marks the transcript as partial. The record is from RefSeq and is a predicted model, not a curated record. The transcript has 4 exons.
CUCCUGGGUACUGCUCUGGGCGGGCUCGACGGCCACUGUCCACCCUUUGGCUCCGUCCUGCCAGCGCCCACAAACCCCUCUUCCAGUGGACCAGUUCAGUCCGCCGUGUCUCAGUUCGAAGGGUAUUUCUCAACUCUCACCUCCCCCUUCACAGGCUCAGCGGUUUCCGUCUCUGUCAGGUCGAUGCACGAACCUGAUCAUCUGGUCGACCUACACUACACGCCCCCUGUUCGACAGGCCAACUCGACCACGCAUGUGGAUGGAAACACGGUUUAUCGCGUAGGAAGUAUCUCGAAAAUCUUCACAGCCCUCGGUAUUCUCAAAGUGGGCAUCCAGAUGGAUGAUGUGGUGACGGACUAUAUUCCGGAAUUUCAGGGUCUUGAGGCUACUGGUGAGGCGAGCAACCCUGCUGUUACAGUGAGCUGGGACGACAUCACCAUCGGAGCUCUGGCUUCGCAUAUGUCUGGGAUUGGGCUAGAUUUGAUGCUGGACCUGGCCAACAUUCCAGAAGUCUGGACAUCCCUCGGCUUUCCUGCGCUCGCAAGCAAUUCUACUCCAAGGUGUCAGGGCUUAUAUGGCCUGCCGCCUUGUUCUGACUCUGAGUUCUUCCAUGAUUUUGGCAAGCACCAUCCCGUCUACGCACCUUUUACUACGCCGAUGUACUCGAAUCUGGGGUUCGUCCUAUUGGGCUUUGUGCUCGAGAAGGUCUCGAAUAUGACUUACAGCAAUUAUGUCCAGGAGACCAUUCUGAGCCCUUUGGGCCUGGUGAAUACCACCGUCGGGACACCUCCGAUUUCGCCGUCACAAGCCUUCAUUCCCAGCGAAGGUGUCGAGGAGGACUGGUGGGGUGUUGAUUUGGGAUGGGACACGCCCGUUGGAGGCUUCUACUCCACUCCAAACGACUUGAUCACAUUAGGCUCGGCGAUUCUCAAUGGCAGCCUUCUCGGCUCAUCCGGAACAAGAAAAUGGCUGAAACCGGUCUCUUCAACUUCGACUCUUGGAAGAAGUAUGGGAGCGCCGUGGGAAAUCCUUCGAUCCACAAAUUUGACAGCGGACGAUCGACUCAUAGAGCUGUACACCAAAGGCGGCGAUAUUGGAGACUACCACUCGAAGCUUUGUUUGAUUCCUGACUAUGACUUGGUAGUCACCAUCCUGACCGCAGGAUCUGAGGCAGACUUCCAGUUGAGCUUCUCGAUACUUUCCCAGCUUCUCACUAUCCUGCUUCCAGCGAUCGAGCAAGCCGGCAAGGACGAGGUAGCCGCAACGGGGAUGACUAGCACGUUCACAGAUGCGUCGUCUGGCUCAAGCAUCACGCUCUCAGUAGAUGACGGUCCAGGCCUGAACAUCUCCAACUGGAUCGUCCGCGGCCACGAUGUAGGCGAUCUGUACGCAUCCUCCGCGAUCGCUGGAUCCGGGGCGCCUGUGCGGCCACGCCUGUAUCCUACAGGCCUCCAUACAGAAGUGAAUGAUACCCAGGCCAUCUGGGCGUGGCGAGUUGUCUUCGAUGCUGGGACUGCCGAGUCCGCUGCAGAGAAUGAUGCGCAAUUUGCUUGGCCUGGGCAGAGCUGUCAGACUUGGGCCAACAUGGACAGAUUUCCUUAUGGGUUUGACAGCAUCGAUGACUUCGUUUUU